AUGGUGAACGAUUCCUUUAGUUCUUUUCGUGCUACGCAUGCCGGGCUUCUUUAUCCAUGGGAAACUGGUACUCUUGCAUGUAUUUUCAGCGAUGACAAUGUUGUGCCUGCUCUGGAGUGUCCACCUUUGAUUCAUUCUGCAGCGGAAGAACCCUCUGCUAGCGUUGGUGAGAGUCAGGGCCUUACUAGUUCAAAUCAGUUGGAUGUGGACUGCAAAUUCACCUUGGCUGUCAAAAACCUUCCUGAUCUUGAUUAUUUCCAGCAGAAGUCGCAAUCUCUGGAGUUGGCCUGCGGUCGAUGGAUGGAGUUGCUGUCGCUUUCUUGGGAUGCAUCAAGUGUUGGAGUUCAGUUAGCAUUAGAUUUGCAGACUGAUGCGCAUGGCAACUUAGCGUUGGAGUCAUUGCGUGCUUGCUUUGGCACCAAAUCACCAUCAACGCUCCUGAAGAGGGCAGGCACUUUCCGACAGUUUGUGAAGUGGUUCAAAACAACUGAACACUAUGAUGAUGGAUGUGGAUGUGCUUUUCCUUUGAUGGAGAAGGUGGUAUGGGAUUAUUUCCUAUGGCUUAGACGCGAGAGAGCAAUGUCAUCCAAGGGUUAUACGUCACCAUCCACAUUUCUUGAGACUGUGAGAUUUGCCAAGUUCACAGUAGGAUUAAAGGGUGCUGAUGAAAUCCUUCAGUCACGUCGGCUUUUAGGCUUUGCGGCCAUUGAGAAGGGCUUGAAAGGCCCUACACGACAAGCGCCUGGCUUAGAGCUAAGUCACCUUCAGCGGCUUCACAGUGUACUCAAGUCUGGCGAUAGCUUGGUUGACCGCUUGGGUGCAGCAGUUUUUCUGAUUUGCAUCUAUGGCCGUGCGCGUUGGUCAGACCUCAGAUUUGUGGAGUCGUUGAAUUUUGACCGCCACAGAAAUGGGUCACUUACCAUUUACACGAAGGAGCACAAAACCUCAAAUGUGGGCACAAGGCGUGAGCAGUUCCUUCCCAUCAUUGUGCCGUGGGAAGGGGUGACAAAUGAUUGGUGGUUGGACACCUAUGUUGAUGUGUGCGAGCAAUUAGGUUUUGACCUCAAACGGAAACCCUUUGGACCACUGAUGCCAGCUCCAAAACUGGGAGGCGGCUUUUGUGCCAGGCCCCUCACCACCAAUGAAGCUGCUGUGUGGCUAAGGAGUCUUCUUGCAGGUACACCACAAUCGGAGUCAUUCCGAUCCCAUUCCUUGAAGGCCACAUUACUUGGCUGGGCAGCCCGAGCAGGCCUAGACAAAGAGACCAGGGCGGUGCUAGGGCACCACUGCACAGCCCUAGCAGGGUCUGAGGUGGUCUACAGUCGGGACCUUCAGAUUAGAUCAAUCCGAAAGCUUUCAAUGAUGCUUCGCAGAGUCAGAGUGGGUCUUGAUUUGGAGGAGGACACCAUGAAGCAGUUUGGCCUUGCAGGGACACCAGCCAUGAUGACACCAGCAUUUUGCCCUACUACGCCUGUGCCACCUAGGCCUACCUUACCUCAGGAGACAGCGCAAGAGUCUACUGAGGAGUGCCCUGUGGGUGAUACAAACCACGGGGCAGUGGAAGGUGCGUUGGAAACCAUGCGAGGACUUGAGGACUUGCAGAGUUUGAAAGAGGAAUGCGUCGAUUUUGACGAUGUCGAAAUGAAUGCAGACCAGUUGAGCCUUUUUCCUCAAAGUCUUGCGGUGACAGGUGCAAUCGCAAUUGAGUCGUCCUCAGGUAGCAGCAGUUCGAGUUCAGAAUACUCGAGCUCAGAUGAGAGCAUCUCGGAUGCGAGGCUGAAGGGUGAUGUGCAUUUCACUGAGCGUGAUGCAAACGUUGAUGCAUUCAUCCAAGCAGCAACCCACCGCGCUUCCACAUUGAAUGAGGUGGCAAAUCUGAAACGCAUAGCUUUCGAGGCACAAACCUUCUUGGUGGCAACGCUUCGACAAAGUGUGGACCGCAAUGAGGACGUCCCCAAGAAGAUUGCACACGCAGAACGAACUUCCAGAAUGGAUCUACUCAAGCGGACUUUGGUGGGUGUUAACAUCCAAGGGGAACUGGAACCUGCUCAUUGCGUGCUGGACAAGUUCAGCCACAUGUUUGAGUUGAACUCGGUAAAAUACUAUGAGCCUGCCAGUUGCAUCAGCCGCUCAUUUGAAAUUGCAGGGGGCUCGAAAAACAAGGAGUUGACGCUCGAAAAGGGCGCCCUAGUUGUCAAGUCCUCUGAAGAUAAGCUGACCUCCGUCACCGACACGGAAAUAAAGUUACACUAUGCCCUUGUGAGAAGAGCUCUUGCCCUGCAGUUUGCACAACUGAUGAGUUAUGAUCAACAUUGUGCUUGGGAAACCUUUCUUUUUGAGAGUCUUCACCGAGAGCCACCACCUGGCUAUCACAAGCCAGGCCUGACACAGUUGAUACAGUGCGACCGAGCAGCAUGGCAGAGUUGGCACAACACUCGAAUCGAACAGGCUUUCAUGGUGGAGGUGUUUGCGGGAGCCCUCAAUAUCCCAUGUGAUGGUAAACACCAGCACCUUCCAUGGGGCUUUGCACUGAACGAUGAAGGCAACCAAGUUUGGGCGACUUCACUGGAGAGUCAAUAUCCUAGGAAGCUUUGCGUCACAGUUGUUUCCUUGGUGCUACAGUUUGCUGAGCAACGAGGCUUGAUUCUCAAAGCCUUUGACUUGCAGAGUGCUUCAGAAAAUCCGAUGCGAACAGCGCAGUUUUCUCGAAUUGCGGCAGGCGCCCCUGUUGUGGUACCCAAGUUUGCACGUUUUUUACGCUUGACUGCGCGGCCCUCACCUGUUUUGGGGGAGGACCAAGGGGUUAAGGGCCGCCCAUGCAAGAGUCAAUUUGGUUAUGAGGUAGCAUUUGGGCUCCCAUGGGACUAUGAAGGCUUCAUUCAAAAGGCAUGCGAGACUGGCCAUCCUGCAGCCAAGUACUCGUCAGUACCCUGGGAGCUGAGCAAAGCGAUUGAGCAGCAGUCUUUGUGGUCAGCAGAACAGCUAGCAAACUACAGGAUAGCGUGGUGCAGGAAAUGGUUGAAACGUUGCAAGGAGCUCGCAGCCGAUGAAGAAGUGGACAGGAAUUCCAACAGAUCUCCACAUGUUGCUGCUGCCACUGAAGGUAAAAGAAUUUUACUGACCCAAGAGAUCUUGAGUGACAUCGGAUACGAAGACAUGAGUGCGCUGGACCUUCUUCGUUCUGGGGCAACAUUAGCUGGUGAAGUCCCCAAGUGUCCGGUUUUUCCCAGACAGUUUAAGCCAUGUUUGCUUACGAUGGAGCAGCUUGUGGAGACUUCUCAGAAGCGCAAUCAAAUGAUUUUGAACAUGACAGUGACUUCGGGAUCUCCGGAGUUGGACGUUAAAAUUUUGGAAGAGACAAAAGAGGAGCUGCUAAAGGGCUGGAUUGAAGGACCCUUCGACGUGGAUGCUUUGGAACCACACGCAUGUAUUUCAAGAAGGUUUGGUUUGGUCCAAGGCUCCAAAACAAGGAUGAUAGACGACUUUAGCAUAAGCGGCAUCAACGACACUUGCGUGAUCCAUAAUAAGAUUGACCUGCAUAUGAUCGACACCUUCGCUGGAGCUAUUCGUAUGUAUUUUCAAACAAGGAGCUCGUACAAUUUGGACACCUGCCUGGAGGCAAAAACAUACGAUCUGAAAGCGGCCUACCGUCAGGUCCCCAUCAAAGAGGAGCACCUCAAGUUUGCUUAUUUCAGUGUGUACAACUGCGAGCUCAGACGUGUUGAAGUGUAUAGGUUAAAAACACUCCCCUUCGGGGCAACCCACAGUGUCUACUACUUUUUGCGGCUGUCGCGGAUGCUGUAUGCUAUAGCCACUCGAGCACUAUACCUGUUGACAACAAAUUUUUAUGACGACUUCCUGUUAGCCUCUGCCCCGGAACUGAAGGAGAGCAGCAGCAGCAGUAUGGAACUACUUUUUAUGUUGACAGGCUGGCAGUACGACAGAGCUGGAAAGAAGGCUACUGAGUUUUCGACACUGUGCAAAGCUUUGGGCGUAUGUUUCGACCUUUCAGCAUGCAAAGAUCAAGUCCUGAAGAUUGACAACACGGCUGCGCGGAAGGAAGAACUUGUCGAACAGCUACAACUUUGUAUCUGUAAGGGCUCACUUGGCAAACAAGAGACGUUGGUUUUGCGUGGUCGUCUCGGCUUCGCGGACAGCUUCAUUCAUGGCAGGCUGGGUUCUGUAACGCUGAAACAACUCUCAGAACAUGCGUAUGGGCACACUGCAAAGCUUGAUGCGGAGCUGAAGCUGUCCUUGGAGGUCAUGUCCCAGAGGCUACGUGCUGAUGAGCCUAGGUUGGUAACUGCUGGCGUUGAUCGACAAAUGUUUAUUUUUACUGACGCAGCUUACGAACCCGAAACAAAAACUGGAGGUCUGGGUGCCGUGAUUUGCGACGAACAUGCUUCAGUCGUGGGAUGGUUUGGCAUACAACUUGACACUGAGCAGUGUGUAGCGUUUGGGGCUAAUCUGAAAGACUCCAUAAUCUAUGAGCUUGAACUUUUAGCCGCCGUUAUUGCAUUGGCUGCUUGGUGCAAAAACGGGUUUGGAUAUCUUCACACUUGGUUUGGCGACAACGACAGCGUACGUUUUGCACUCAUACGUGGUACUGCCGACGGUCACAUUGCCCAAUCAUUGCUUUCCUUUUACAUGAAGCGAGAAGUUUUGCAAUCCGCAAUGGUUUGGUUUGCGCGAGUUCCCACUGAAGCCAAUAUUAGCGAUUUCCCUUCACGUAGACAAGAACAUCCUUUGUUGAGCGCUGAAUUGAACCGAAACGAUCUUGCACUGCCCAUACUCCAAGCCAUCCUGAAUGAGUUGAAAGCAGUGGGCCGCCAAUGUCAUUUGGGGGAAGCAUGA
Cladocopium goreaui is the source of this 4854-nucleotide messenger RNA. NCBI's taxonomy places the organism in Eukaryota, Dinophyceae, Suessiales, Symbiodiniaceae. The record is from the annotation of a GenBank genome assembly.